Molecule: messenger RNA, 2124 nt
Organism: Verticillium alfalfae VaMs.102
Lineage: Eukaryota; Fungi; Ascomycota; Sordariomycetes; Glomerellales; Plectosphaerellaceae
Exons: 3
Coding region: 1-2124 (707 amino acids)
Source: RefSeq, a predicted model, not a curated record
AUGGAGGCUUUAGCGGCCUUGUCCCUCGUUUGCAACGUUCUGCAGCUUCUCGAAAUAGCCAUCAAGGCUCUUAAAAUCUGCAAAGAGCUCCGUGAAUCUGGAAAGGGCCAACUUCGAGAGCACAGCGACGCAGAGACAAGUGUCAAUGACCUCAUCACGGCAAUGGAAGAGUGCACCGCGACCCCCCCUGAUCCAAGUCAACAGAUUGACGUGCAGAUUCGACGCGCCGUCCAAGAUUGCAACAAUACGAGCCAGGAAGUAUUGGAAACCCUGAGACUCUGCCAGAUACUGCGCUAUCUUCCAAGGUUACAAGGCAACACGAAGUCCAACCUGAAAACCCUGAAACGUAUCGAGGAUCAGCUGCAGAAACUUCUGACGUCGUCCACAUCUCACGAGCUGGCCAGAAGCAUCGAGACUUUUCAAGCUGUACAAAAGGGGUUCCCUCGCCUUCUUGAGCACAUGUACCAGCAAGAGGUUCUCGCAAGCCUGCGACAGCAAGACGCGACGAGAGGUUCUCGCCUCAACGCCAUUGUGCGAGCAACAAGUUCCACUCUGAACUGGGUCUUUGCUUCGUCUGCAACAGAUCGCCCGGGAACUCGGGCUAAAUAUCACGCGACAUUUGUCAGCUGGCUCCGCGAGGGUAGCGGGUUCUACCACUUCCAAGGCAAACCUGGGUCCGGAAAGUCCACGUUGAUGAAGUCCGUUGUUUACAACGCUGACACGAAGAGCUGCCUGAGCUCCUGGGCCGGCGACAAGCCCCUUUGUCUAGCAUCGUACUUCUUCUGGAAGCCAGGAUCAAUGCUGCAAAAGACCAUCAUAGGUUUGGUGAUUAGUCUCGUGUACGAUAUCAUCGAGAGCUUUCCUCCUCUCGCAGAAGUAGCCUUUCCUGGAUAUUGGGACCCAGAAAGCCAUCAUCUCGACUGGCUUUCGAAGACAGCGAUUUAUGUACCUAUCGGACAUGAUGCAAUUAUGGAAGGCUUUCAAAAACUCAUCACGCAUCAAGGGCCCGAACAUCCCAAGUUUUGCUUCUUCAUUGACGGCCUCGACGAAUAUGACAAUACUAGCGAAGAUAUGGCACUCGGACGACUAGCAACCCUGCUUCAGGAGUGGGUUGAAGUUUCACUGGGGAAUAUGAAAAUUUGCGUCGCCAGUCGAGAAUACCAAGAUUUCUCAGACAUGGCAGACAAACACCAUCGGAUUAGGAUCCAAGACUUUACAUACCGAGAAAUUAAACAACAUGUUACGAGCAGCCUGAUGAAGAAUAAGCGAUUCCUCAAGCUCCAGUUUGUUGAAGGCAAGAGUUGCCGCGAAUUGAAUGACAAAGUUGCAGACCAGGCUGAGGGAGUUUUUCUCUGGGCGACAUUAGUCCUGCCGAGGAUUCACACGGCCCUUGAUGAUGACUUUUCGAUACCAAGGAUACUCAACAUCGAGACACCAAAGAAGAUGGAAGUGUUUUUAGAUUCCAUACUUGACAACAUCAAGCCCGAACAACAAUACAAGGCGCACCUACUAUUAGCAAUUGUACUCCGUUGGAAAGGCUAUCUACUCUCAGGAAGAUACACCGGCCCCCGUGUCACGCGUCUUUUCUCCCUCGACAUUGCCGUCUUAUUCGAAGGGUUGCGCAUCUCAGCAGAGCUUCCUGACGAUUUGACGUCGAGCUUUGUGCUGCCUGAUGACGUUGAUGCCUGGCUCGACCGUCACACGACGAACAUUGAGACGAACGUGGACAUCAUGAAUGAGAUCCACUGCGAAAACCAGACACACUUGCAACUUAGACUUCCACGCCACGAAGACGGCUCAGUUCGUGCCGGGAUUCAAGGCUGGAAGUUGCGCGACUUCAUAACCCACGCCAACCCCACAAUAUGCGUGCUCUCCAUGCCUACCUGGACAACGCCGAAGAUGAGCGGUGGGAAAGGAUCUACGCGGAGGAGAAAAAGCAUGCGCCGAGAUAGACACGCUGAAGGAAGACGGCAUGCCGAUGAUUGGAAUGCGAGGGAAAAUAUCGUCGGCUUCAAUGACGAAGACUCGUCCUGCCCAGGCAUCACUUUUGUCGCAAUGUUGUUGCUAUGGGUCUCGGUUUUUCUUCACGAGUUGGCCCAGGAAGGCUUCCAAGUGAGCUUCUAA